Molecule: messenger RNA, 4074 nt
Organism: Triplophysa dalaica
Lineage: Eukaryota; Metazoa; Chordata; Actinopteri; Cypriniformes; Nemacheilidae
Gene: tmem71
Product: transmembrane protein 71
Exons: 10
Coding region: 1192-2052 (286 amino acids)
Source: RefSeq, a predicted model, not a curated record
CGAUUGUGAAUCUCAGCUUUUUAAUGUAUUAGCUUGAUAAGGUGCUAGAAAAUAGCGCUUGUCUAUGUGGGGCAGAUAGCUGUAAAGAAUGUUGCGAGACGAAACCGGAUGUUUAUUUUUACUCUUUAGCGAAUCUGUUCAUAUAUUUGUUUUAUACGCUGUUUGAUUUUGGAUAUUUGUAUAGCUGCACAAUAACCGUAUAGUGAAUAAUAAACUGAAAGUCGCGAGUAUUUGUGUGUGUUUCGCGUAUCUGAUGCGGGCCGCGGAGCACAAAGACUGAACGAGCGUCUGUAGACCGAAAACAACUAAGUCUGCACACUGUACACCGUGUUAAAGAAAACAAAACAUAGGCUUAUGCAUGUGAAUUGUUUCGCAGAAAAUUCCCUUUGCUUAAAGCCAACGUAUUUAUUUUGAUAUUGUGAAUUGCGUCCCCCUCAAAAUUAUUAUUUUUGAAUUGUUUAACUUAAGUUGGGACACACAGAUAGCCCAAAUGUAACUGUUCUAUUUCUUAGUAAGAAAUUAAGUAGAGAUUAAGGAAAAUGAAAUAAAGAAAACUUGUUCAGCAUACAGGCUUGUUGGUAUAUUUGUUUAAUAGCCUGUAACUUGAGCUUAAUUUAUAUGGUUGUUUUUGAGGUUAUUCUGCAUGUGUGCUUUUGUGGUUGAGGUAUUGCAGUGCAUGUUGCAUUUGCUUUGUAAGAUCAAUUCCCUUUAAUGUUGCUUUAAUCCUUUAUUUUAUAACUUCAUAAUAUUUCUUGUAUGUUUGAAGUAAAUACAGGAAAUGUGUGUUUGAGAAAUAUAGAAAGAGAGUGUUGUUCGAACACAAACAAGGUGUCAUGUGAUCACAGAGUUCUGGGUGAGAAGGAACGGGCUGCUAUUUGGGCCAUUACUGUACUGCCCCAUUUUUGCCGUUGGACUCUCUCUUGGCUUUUUGCACAUUGUGCUCACAUACACACACAAAUGACACUCUGUUCAGCCAAUAAGGUUAUCUCCAGAAAGUAAGUGGUUAACAGGAAGUACAGUAAAGUCUCCACCCACUUUGCCAGCAUCAUCCCCAUCUGGAUCAUCAUGGCUGUCUGAUCCCCCCUCCCAUACCUCAGCUUUUAAUACCCAGCAUCACUCUCCUUGUUUUUUCUAUUUUCACUACUUGAAUCAUUUUAAAUUCAUGGUGCUUGGCGUCAAAACAGCUGAGCCAUGUUUUUUAGAGGAGCUGUUACGAGUUCGCCAAUUAAGACCAAGAGCUUGGAGGCUGAACAUGUUUGUCACAGUCUUGACCUCUCUCACUUCUCCGACUCCUCCUAUGAGUGUUUCUCCACCAAUCCGCUGACAGGCUCAGUGUGCGCUUGUCGCCGGAGUCCCCGCCUGCUGGCCAAUGGUUACUAUGUACUGACGGAAGACAGUUUCACCACAGAUGACGAGGGCAACGUCACCCUGACACCCUCACACACCAGCGUCUCAUACAAAGAGAAUCUUGUCCGAAUAUUCAGACGAAGGCGCAGAGCAAGAAGGUCAUUGGCCAGCCUUCUGAGUGAUGUGAGCCAAUCAUGCCAGUCCUGGCUGGAAGCAAGCGUUUUUAGAAGAUCUGAUCCCGUCACACCCCUCCAGUCAUCUUCAUUGAUAGAGUUAGACAACACCUAUGAAAAAGACGAACCCAUCAGCUUCACAUGCGAUCCCAGUGAUCAUGCUCCCUCAGAUAAAGUGGCUCCCCAGACUCUCCUUGAAGAGGAGGAGCCUCAGACCGAGACAUGCUCCGCCCUUGAGCAAUGUAGCCAAUCAGUGAGCGGCCUUCUGGAUGUGCCUCCCCCAUCCAUAUGUCACAACAAUAGUUACAGUUCAUCCAGAAAGACAUCAUCGGACACUGUGAUGCUUAAAGUCCUCCUUUUCAUUCUUAUUGUGUGCCUCUGCAUUGCCAUCUCAUCCAGGUGGCUGCUAGGAAGUGUUUCUGCAGCGGUGGCCUUCUUUGCCCUGCUUUCGUCCUUAUGUAUUUCCAAUCCUGGAACAGCAGUCCACUGGAGGAGAGCAAAGACUGAGGACAUCACCUCCAGGAACGAGUGAGAAGGACCCAUGUACAUACCUAUGUGGAGUCAUCUCAGGCCGUGAGAUUGUUUAAAUGCACAUCCUAAAUCACCGUCACAUAUUAGUUAUAGAUCAGUUUUACUUUGUGGUGUUUCCACUGAUCAGCUGCAGAAAUGUUAAUAUUAAUAGAUAAGACAUUAGAAAGAUCAAACAGGACCAGUAAAGGUCAAAUUGACAUGCUAGGUAUGCAUGCAUUUUAUUCAAAUGUGUUUAAAAUGUAUGACUGUGGGAUGAUCAGGCAGCUAAAAAGUUUGAUUAAUCUUGUCAAAUGAAAGACUUGACAGCAUUAUAAUAGGUUCUCUGUAAGCCAGUGAAGAUGCCUUGCUUGGCAAGAUGUGAAGUGCGUUGUGUUUGUAGGUGCAUUAGUAAGACUUGGUUGGGGUCUUUAACAUGGUGAUGGGAGCGUCAUGUGUUUAUCAGAUGCACUCCGAAGUCAUAGAAAUCAUGUUCUAUGGUGUUGCAUAUUAAGCAGUUUUAAACUUGUUGAUACUAUAUUGUGAAUAGCAAAUUCGGGAUCUUAAAAAGUGCCAGAUUAGCUUUGCAUAAAUUUAUCAUAUUUGUCAGGUGCCUUUGAUAUACAAAAGUCCUGGGUCACACAUGCAAAUUCGUAUUGUGUGACUCAACAGGGUGCAAAAGUGCUAUUUGUAUAAGCACAAUAAUUAUACUAAUAAUAAAAGUCAUAGACUUACACUUGAAAAUAAACAUUAAACCCUGCUUGCAGGGGUGCUGCCAAAGCAGGGCCAUGUUUUAUAUGUAUUGUAUAUUAUGCAUUUAAUUCUGUUACAUUCAAACAAGGCAGCUUCCUUCACAAAUUCUUACAAGAGAAGUUGCCUGUAAAAUAUUUUACCAGCAAUAAAUAAGAAAAGCUUAGGAUAUUUUUACUGAGAAUACAGAACUAAGGACUGAGGACUGGUCUGCUGGACAGUUUCUGUGUUUUUAAGCCUUUUGGAAGAAAUUCUUACAAAAAAGUUUAUUGCAGAUGGUGAAGUUUUAUUCUUUGGAAUGGCAGCUCAGGUUUAAGAAAGACAUUCAUGAGGAAACAAAAGCAAAGCAAAAUGAAGUAUUACAUUUUAGAGGUUUAGGAUGCUAAACGUCUGACUGCAAACAUGUUGGAGACCCAGCCAAGAUAAAUAAAAACAGGGAAAUUUAUUGAAGUGCAUUAAGCUUGUAGCCAACAGAAAUAUAUGUUUAUAUUCAAUGUGUUGUGUUAAUGUAGGUUAUGUGUUUCAUAUACAUCAUAUUUGUGUUGUUUCCAUGAGCAAUGAAACAUUACAGAAUGGGACUUAUUAAUUAUUGCUGCAAAACUAGUUAAUAUAAAGUGUAUCUUAAUAAAAUUAAUUAAUUGUUAUUAUAUUUUUUUGUAACUGUAAGAUGAGGACAAUGCACAGUUAUUAGAAAACAAUAAUUGAACAAUCAAGGAGACAAAAAUGUUUGAAAAAACGUGAUUAAUGGAAAAAUAUUGUGUAUUGCUUUGUGAAAGUUUAUUAUUUUUUGUUAAUUGUAGCAUUAAAUAACUGAGCACAGAGUUGAAAUGAAAAGAUUGCCCUUUUAAAAAUUGGUUGUCAUUUUAUAUCAAAGCAUAAAAAGCUGGAAAUAAAUGAAAGACAAUGUAUACAUUGAACAAAAAGAAAUUCAAAGCAAAUUUGUCACUAUUUUAUUGAGCUCAGAAGACUGUAAUGACUCUGUAGCUCUAUACUUUCUCUAGGCAACACAAAACAACUGAACAGGUUCUUCAGUUACUGUGUAUUAUUCCACUGCAUGAAAGUGAAAUGUGAAAUUGAUCUGUAUACACUGUUAAAUUUAAUCUUAAAAUGAAAUGUAUUUAUAUAAUUUGCACAGGUACAUUUGAACAUGACGAACAAAAUCAGCCUCGUUAAUAAGAAUUGUUAAUAGGUUAAUAGGGCUUUAAACAUAUUUUAGACCCUAUGUGUUUUGGGAUUAUAUUUUUACAGUGUAUUUUUAAAAAUAUUGUUCAUUUAUCAAUAAAGGUUUUAUAUAUAA